Messenger RNA from Zasmidium cellare ATCC 36951, 672 nucleotides. RefSeq lists its product as uncharacterized. The coding region runs from base 1 to 672 and encodes 223 amino acids. NCBI's taxonomy places the organism in Eukaryota, Fungi, Ascomycota, Dothideomycetes, Mycosphaerellales, Mycosphaerellaceae. The transcript has a single exon. The record is from RefSeq and is a predicted model, not a curated record.
AUGGCGACUCCGAGCUCCACAUCAUCGAUCCCGCCCGCACCGAUCCUCCUACCUAAGCUGGCUUUCUCAUCGGCCUCCUUCGACCUCUCUGCAGACACCGACAGCACACCAAACUCCGAGACAACCACCCUAACCGAUCGUCACGAUAGUCUGAAAGAGUCGCCUCGAAGCAGCAUUUGCAGUAGUCGAAGCACCGAGUCGAGCGUUCCAACAUCAAGCAAACAAUCCUCGCACAAACGCGUUCGGUUUCAAGAGUCCGUCUGCUGGUCAUACUUCGAUGUCGAGCAACAUAUCACCACAAGACCGGAGCUCGAACACAAAUCUUCAUUCCUAGGACGCAGCUGGGCGCGGUUCAAGUCAAGAAACUCAUCCGGCGAUUUGGACAUCUCGUCAACAACACCCUCUGGGCUGAGAAACAUGCAAGGAAAGAACAACUCAGCAGACAUGCUCAGCAAAGUCUCCACAUCACCCAGCGGCCGACCGGUCUUGACGAGACGAUCCUCCUCCUCGUCGAGCAUGGCCUACUCCAUCCAACAACCCCUCCGACAAUCCGCUGGUCGAAGAUACGACGCCGCAGCCACGCAUGCGAUCUGGAGGGCGAGCGCGGCGAAAGCGAAAGGAGAUUGGGAUGAUCUGUUGAGUAACCCUCGAUCGAGCAGGUUAUACGCAUGA